Molecule: messenger RNA, 2109 nt
Organism: Oryzias melastigma (Indian medaka)
Lineage: Eukaryota; Metazoa; Chordata; Actinopteri; Beloniformes; Adrianichthyidae
Product: protein SOGA3
Biological process (GO): regulation of autophagy
Source: RefSeq, a predicted model, not a curated record
UGCCAGCUGCAGGAGAUGAGACGGGAGCUGGAGAGGGCCAAUAAGAACUGCCGGAUCCUGCAGUACCGACUGCGCAAGGCUGAGAGGAAGAGGCUGCGCUACGCGCAGACUGGAGAGAUCGAUGAGGAGCUGCUCAGGUGUCUAGAGCAGGACCUGAAGGUGGCCAAAGAUGUAUCUGUGCGGCUGCACAACGAGCUGGAAAAAGUGGAGGAGAAACGCACGAAGACAGAGGAGGAGAAUGAAAAGCUGAGGCAGAGACUCAUCGAGGUGGAAGUGACCAAACAAGCUCUGCAGAACGAGCUGGACAAGACCAAAGAGUCACAAAAAAGAAGAGGAAGCAAGGAUGUCCAGAAGACUGACAAAAGGGCCGCACAGACUCCAAACGAGGAGGACAACGAUGACCUGAAGUGCCAGCUGGCUUUCAUCAAAGAGGAGGCGGUGCUGAUGAGAAAGAAAGCAGCUAAGAUCGACAAGGAGAAGGACCGUUUGGAGCAGGAGUUACAGAAGUACCGUUCUUUCUACGGAGAACUGGACAGCUCCCAUCCUAAAGGCGAGGCUGGGGGGCCGCCCACCACCCGUGAAUCAGAACUGAAGCUGCGCCUUCGUCUGGUGGAGGAGGAGGCCAACAUUUUGGGGAGAAAGAUAGUUGAGCUGGAGGUGGAGAACCGAGGCCUCAGAGCCGAGCUGGAUGACCUCCGGGGGGAAGGAGAGGGCUCUGGAGGCUCUGGGUGUGGGGCGCCAGGCGGGCAGAGCGCCGGGCGCAGCCUGGGAGAUGACCUGACGGAGCUCCGGCAGCAGCUGCAGCUGGUGGAAGACGAGGCAGAGCUUCUGAGGAGGAACCUCGCAGACGCCGAGGAGCAGAACAAGAGGGUGACCUCUGAGCUGAACAAGCUGCGCUUCAAGGCCGGCACUCAUGAGGGAGGGGCAAGGCAUGGAGGAGGAGGAGUCACAGCUGAUGGAGGGAAAAUGGAAGCUUUGCAGGAGGAGCUGAAAGCUGCGAGGCUACAGAUCAAUGAUCUCAGUGGGAAGGUGAUGCAGCUGCAGUACGAGAAUCGAGUUCUCCUCUCCAACAUGCAACGCUAUGAUCUGGCCUCCCACCUCUCCUUGAGGCCGAGCCCACGGGACAGCGACGCGGAGAGCGAUGCCGGUGGCGCCACGAGCGGGCGCCGCGAGAGCGACGAGGACUCCACCUCCUCUCGCCUGCUCCCACCUCACCGCAAGCGAGAGGGCCCCGUGGGCGGCGAGAGUGACUCAGACGAAGUCAGGAACAACAACGGCAGCAGCAGAUGCAUGACGCCCACGCGGGGGCUCUACACACCCACCGGACCAGAGGGCGCCGCCUCCUCCGCCUUGGCCAGAUUCCUGCCCGGCGGGCGCUGUAGCCUCCGUGAGAGGCAGCAGAUGAUCGACAUCCGCGUGGAAGCUGAGAGGCUCAUGCGGACCAUCGACAGGCUCAUCGCCGACACCGCCGCCUUCAUCUCCGAGGCCAGGGUCUUCGUCUCAAAUGGCGACCUGAUGUUUGGGAGAGGGGGAGAAGACGGCGGAGAGGAUGAUGGGAGCAGGAUCAGGGAACAUGAACUGCUGUACCGCAUCAACGCUCAGAUGAAAGCCUUCCGGAAAGAGCUGCAGGGUUUCAUCGACAGGCUGGAGGUGCCGCGGCUGGAGGACAGGGAGGCGGAGGAGCCGCUGUCGAUGUUCCAGCCCAUCAUUUUACUGAUUCUCAUCCUGGUGUUAUUUUCAUCUCUCUCCUACGCCACCAUCUUUAAGCUAGUUUUCCUCUUUACUCUGUUUUUUGUUCUGUGAUGUGAGUUUCGCUUUAGUUUCCUUUGAUUUGUUUUUUUUGCUCUCUUUUUUUUAUUUGCCCACAUCGUAUCUGUUGCCAAAGUUACUAAAAGCACCGAAAAGCUCGGCACUCGGAUGGAGUCUACAUUAAAACCUGAACCAAUCGGCCUGCACAACUCACCUGAGGAGUGUUCCCAGGCCAUCAAUCUUUCCUCCCCUCAUUGGCAGCCCAACAGUGACCUCUGACCAGAAAAGUGAAACGGGAGAAAGGGGAAACGGUCAUUUUAAAAGGGCCCGAGGGUAUUAAGCGGCCUGCGUCAUGGCAGC